CUUACCUACGCCUAAAUCCUCCAAAGUGGAUAAACCGGCGUGGGAAGGGAGAGGGGGCGAAUGAUAGAUUAGGUUGUUCCCACGUUCCUUUUGUUCAGGAGGUGCAUCGCCCUUUUUUACACUGGACACACGCUUUGUUGCGCAAUUUUAUAACCACCCAUUACAGGACAAUGAAUUCCAAAAUUAUGUCGAUGAUCGAUGAUCGCGAAGGGAAAGCAGCCUCAAUUCCAUAAAACAAUAGGCAAUGUUCGACUCAAGAAACUUCCCUCCACUAACAGCUGCCCGUAGUUAAUUUCUUUUCAUUGGAAGUGAAAUUGGAUCGAAAAGGGACGGGCUGACCUUAGCCUGAGAACAAGCGUUCCGCGCUCGUGUAUCACGCUUCGCGGUCUGCUCCGCUAAUCCGCCUAUUCAGCAGGCUAGGCUGACCUCAAUUAACUCUCAAGUUUUAAAAGUUUUGAACAGUUAUGUCCUUAGAUUUGGGCAGCGACUACAGUAACUCUCAAGCUAAUGGGUACAAGAGCUUUCCUUGUCGCAGGGAAGCGCGAGGCAGAUGGCGGCGAGAAAUUGUACAAGAAAAACCCCCAGACACCUUCAGUAAUGAGGCGAGAGUUAAUUUAUGAUGUGACAUUUUGGGUCCAUUUUGUUACCUGAAUCGCGCGCUUUUUUCUUCUAAUUCAUUAGUCCUGUCCGGGCCCGUCCUUUCCCAGUUCCCAAUUUUCCAGUCGAGUUCCACUCCUCAUUAUUCUUCCCAGCUUCCCUUGCAGCCAUAACUGGUUUUUAAAAAAAUGGCGGCAACUAAGCAAGAAAGCAAGUCGAUCACAUUGAAAGGAAGCGCAGAAUUAGUGACGGAAUUCUUUGAAUAUGGGAUAAACAACAUAUUGUAUCAAAGAGGAAUAUAUCCAGCGGACUCCUUCAAGCGAGAGCAAUUUUACGACAUGACGCUAUUCAAGUGUGACAACAAGGAGCUGCAAGUAUACCUUGCUAAAGUACUGCAACAGGUCAAAGAGUGGCUUCAGGAGAAAACACUGCAGCGUGUUGUCAUGGUUAUUAGUCAAGUGGACACAGAUGAGGUUGUGGAGAGAUGGCAGUUUGAUAUUCAAUGUGAAAACACUGCAAAGGGUGUAGAUGAGAAAGGAGAAAAAAGCAAACCUCCCCCACCAAAAAGCAAAAAAGACAUUCAAAGAGAAAUGAGGGAUGUAAUCCGACAGAUCACUGCCAGUGUUACCUUUCUUCCAUUUCUUGAUGGGCAGUGUGCAUUUGACCUGCUGGCCUACACCAACAGAGACCAAGAUAUUCCCGAAAGUUGGGAAGAGUCUCAGGCAAGGAUUAUCGCAAACUCGCAAGAAGUGCGGCUGAGGUCCUUCUCCACAACUGUGCACAAAGUUGACACUAUGGUAUCAUACAAGGGCGAGGAUUGAUGAAGUAGAAGGGAAAAAAUGUGUACUAUCACAGUGCGAUUGCUUGUAAAGCAAAGAACAGCUGUACUAGGGAACAGAACUGUAAGAGAAAUACUGGCAAUUAUCAAACUGUUUUCAGUUUUAUCAAACUGCAAACCCAUGGCACCCUAGUAUGACAGGAACAUUAUCCUUUAAGUCCAAAGAAUACACUGUUAAUUCUCUACACUGAUUGCCAAACAUUUCUUUUGUUUGUUUUGAGAAUAUGGUAGUUCAUCAAUACAGUAUAUCUCAGUUGCAAUUGAUGAUUUUCUUUAUUCUCUCUACUGGUCUGCUUAGCGGUGUAUUGAUAUUGUUUAAGGAGAAGUUACAUGUACCAUUGAUCUAUUCUGGGAAAUGAGGGGUUAGUAAUCAUUGAGUUAUUUCAAUGGCUAAGAACAAUGUCAAGAAAGUCAAAACUUCAUGUUGUUUUGCAACAUCUCUUUCAAAAGCUGCCAGCCUAGGCAGAUAUUUGAUUUAAGAAUUUCCAACAAAAGUAGUAACACCAUGGAUGUGGCAAAAUUUGCUAGUAUUCUGCCAAGAUAUUUUGAGAGUCUGGCUCUUAAAAACAGCCCUAAUCUAUUAACCAGAGUCAAUUGUUUAGUGAUUGUAAAACAAUGUACAAACUGUAAAAAGACAUAGUUUGAUGCAAUGGCAGUCAGCAGGGUAGUCUAGAGAGUUUUACUAUACAUUUGCCAGAGACAACGUUAACAAUUCACAAUGUGGGUGAUGAAUGAAAUUAGAACUGUUAAAUGGGAGAGUUUUCCCCCGGUAGGGGGACUUCCGUGUAAAAAGGAUAGGGGUGCUCAUCAUACCUUUUAGGGAUGAAAAACACAUUUUUGGUACCUCUCAGGGUGUACAGCCUCAGAAGCUCCAAAGUGGGAGCUUUUGUCAUAAUUUUUAGGGUAUUAAGCUGAAAAAAAAAUAUGACAGGAGAUAAUGUGUUGUUUCAGAAUUGCUACCUCUUAGGGAUGAAGAACAUAUCAAGCCAAACCCACAAAGCAGGGUCUUGGUACCUCUUGAAGAUUCUUUUCAAAAUUUCUGAAGAGCACCCCUACCCUUUUUAUAUGGGAGUCCCCCCCUGGGAGUUUUCACAUUCACAGGAACUGCUGAUAAACAUGUUUUUCAAUGUAAGUUCCCUGUGCAUGCUCUCUUCAGUUUUUUAUUGAAUUCAGUCUCAGCUGAUGCUUCUCGCAGGUCAUGCGAUAUUUUUGGUAGAUAAUGUGCUCUAUGAUAAAUGUCCUGGUCGAAGUGUGUCUUUGUAUCUGUUCUCUUACUGAGGGUAAUCUUUAUCAUAAAAUUAGCAGUUGGAGCAUUACUUUGUCUCGCAUCUAUUCUGAAAUAUCUCACCUCAUAAUCCCUGCCUGAUUUCAGGAGAAAAACUAAGGGGUAGGCCAUUAUUUUUUUAGGGGAGGGGGGGGCGGGGAUUGGGCAAUUUUCUGACUUAGGGAUUUUUUUUGUCACCAUUAGGUUGUCCAUGAUUUUUAUUUUUUGGGGUGGGCAAUAGCUUGUGCAGGAAUUUUAUUUUCCAUGGCUUCCCUUGUGCAUUUAUUUUUCAGGAGUUGUUCUGCAGGAUUUUUCUUUUGGAAAUUUCCUAACCACCCUGCCCCCUCAAAAAUGUAAUGGUCCGAUCGUC
Molecule: messenger RNA, 3069 nt
Organism: Orbicella faveolata
Lineage: Eukaryota; Metazoa; Cnidaria; Anthozoa; Scleractinia; Merulinidae
Product: mitotic spindle assembly checkpoint protein MAD2A-like
Biological process (GO): mitotic spindle assembly checkpoint signaling
Cellular component (GO): cytoplasm; nucleoplasm; kinetochore
Source: RefSeq, a predicted model, not a curated record